This is a messenger RNA of Aspergillus homomorphus CBS 101889, 2091 nucleotides long. RefSeq names its product DUF4246 domain-containing protein. The record is from RefSeq and is a predicted model, not a curated record. The coding region runs from base 1 to 2091 and encodes 696 amino acids. NCBI's taxonomy places the organism in Eukaryota, Fungi, Ascomycota, Eurotiomycetes, Eurotiales, Aspergillaceae. The transcript has 2 exons.
AUGUCUUCCAUUAAAUUCGACAAUACCGGAAAUGGCCAGUUGCAUGUCCCCGGCUUCCAUGAUAUCCCAGUGGAUUAUGAAUUACCCGUUGGUCAACGCUUUGCGCACGGAGCUCUGCCAGAUUGGUCUGAAAGCCGAGGUCGAGCAAUCCGGCUAACCCAACCUGAGGUUUUAAUGCUACGCAUCAUGGAGAUGCUGACAGAGCGGCAGAAUUGGGAGGUUGACGUGUUUGAUGAAGGUAUUGUCCAGCAAUGGUAUAGGGAGAUUCUCGUUCAGUUUCAAGCCCGAUCGGGACCGGACGAAUGGGGAGAUAUGAGCAUCGACUUGGACCUCAUUACCUCAAAGACAUGGGACUGGUGCAUUGCGGAGCUACGCGAUAAGGCUGUCAGCUUCCGUGAAAAGGAUUAUAUCAUUACAUUGAAUGCUGAUUCGGGGGUGUGCAAGUCGGCCGUGCUUGUCAACGAGGACUUGCAAAAGGAAUUACAAGCAGCAUUCCAGCCACUCCUGCAGGAAACACCUGGUUACCAUGACCUGGUGGACCCCGACUUAUACAUGCUGGUCUAUGGUCGCACUGCCGUUCUCAGUCAAGGAGGCCAAGUCACCAUGACUGCUGCCGGCAUAUCGUAUCCUACCACCAGCUCCGACGUCCACGUUGCGCCUUCGCUUCAGCACCCUAUAGAUACAUGGACGACACAACAUGGACGCCCGCCAAGAGACGACUCAAUCGGGCCCUUUUAUCGCUGGUCCCACCGAUGCCAGUGGCUACCAUGUGAAGUGGAUUUCGUUAGCCCGGAGGGGACUAACGUGCGAAUCACUUCAUACAUCAACAAUCUUCAUCCACGUAACGGCAAAGCCUAUGCGGCGAUUGAGAAGCUGAUUUCCGCCUGCAUUGAGCCAUGGAACGACAUUUUGAUCAGGGAUCCUGUUAGCCGUUAUCCCCCCCGCAUCAGAACAUAUGGGUUCGUGACGACGGGGCUCAAUGAACCAUACAAUCAACUCGGAUCGGAAGUUCUCGGGUGGCGUCAGUGCAAACACUGGCCCAGGCCAACCUGGGCCAUGGACUGCGAGAAGAUCAAACAGUAUCUUGCAAUUCCCGAGCCGGACCUAAAAUUUCGAAUCAUUGACGACGAUCCAUCUGAACCGGUUUAUCCUAAGGAUUUGCUGGGCUUCAUGACUCCAGAGAUGUGGAAGUCUGUCGAACAAGUGCAGGAGGUUGUAUCAGAGAAACGAUUUCGACUUCACAGUUUCCAGUAUCCGGAACCUGGCGUCUCAUACUCCUACGAUGAGUGGAAACUAGGAAAAACCGCGCAGCCAAUUGUUGACCAUGACCACCAGUAUCAAUCAGUCUGUUUGCAGAACCAGUUUCGCAACCAGGGAUUACAAGUGAUCGUACGGGUCAGCAGCAUUGAGCUCACCGCGGAGCAAGCGAUCUUCUCUGGAGACGAUGACUAUCAUGUUGACGGGCUCCUGAAUGAGCAUGUGGUUGCCACCGCGCGAUACUACUACGACGUCGAAAACAUCACCGAGGCGCGCAUCUCCUUUCAGCAAGAAGUCGACCUGGAUGCGUUCGAGAUCACACUGGAGCCCCACGCGAUGCAGAAGAUUUUUGGUUUGCCUCGAACGGAUGAAGAUCCAGCGACUUUCGGUGAUGCCCCUCCGAAACUACAGACUCUGGGAUCAGUAACCGCCACCCAUCAGGGAUGCUUCUUAGCCUGGCCCAAUACCCUCAGAUACAGGACCCUGCCCUUCUCGCUUCAAGACCCUCAUCUCUCGGGUCAUCAGCGCUUUGUCACUAUCUGGCUGGUCGACCCGCACUACCGCAUUUGCUCGUCCCGUAAUGUGCCGCCACAACAGCAUGCCUGGUGGAGAGAGGAUACAAUGUUCGAUCAAUUGGGAUCCCAAUUUGGAUUGCCACAAGAGCUACGAGAUCUCAUCAUGCGCGCGACAGGAGAUUGGCCGAUGGGAUUGGAUGAGGCGGUGGGGUUCAAGGAGCAGUCAGUCGUAGAGCGUGAACGUGCCAUCUGUGCCCAAUCCCAAGAGGUGCGUACUCAUGAUUUCUGGCUUCCUAUUCAGCUCGGGGAGCAAGGAUGA